Onychostoma macrolepis is the source of this 1884-nucleotide messenger RNA. It is a transcript of the gene pstpip2, whose product is annotated as proline-serine-threonine phosphatase interacting protein 2. Lineage: Eukaryota; Metazoa; Chordata; Actinopteri; Cypriniformes; Cyprinidae. Gene Ontology annotation, cellular component: plasma membrane; cytoplasm; actin filament. Gene Ontology annotation, molecular function: actin filament binding. The record is from RefSeq and is a predicted model, not a curated record. Gene Ontology annotation, biological process: actin filament polymerization. The transcript has 15 exons. The coding region runs from base 207 to 1205 and encodes 332 amino acids.
AGUUUGCGGCUCCGUCGUCUGUUCCACAGCAACGUUCGCUCUCUGGACAGACGUGAAAAAUGCGCAUUUAGGACCCUGAGGCGUUUUAUUUUUACUCUUGAUGUGCAGCAGACCAUUAAGUCUGUGUGAAAUCAGUCACAACGUUAUUACAGUCUGAUACGGAACUUCACAGUCACUUUCUGAGUGAGCAAACAGUAUCCAACGCAAUGAGAGAACUACAUUUCAAGGAUAAUUUUUGGAACACUGAUAUCAUCAGCACAGCUGGAUAUGACAGCAUCAUCCAGCACUUGAAUGACGGCAAGAGGACGUGCAAAGAAAUCGAAGAUUUCAUGAAGGCCAGAGCCACAAUUGAAGAAAAAUAUGCCAAGGAGCUGCUGGGUUUGUCCAAGAAAGUGUGUGGACACAGUGAAAUGAACACCCUGAAACGAUCGCUUGACGUUUUCAAAUUACAAACAGAAAAUGCCAGUUUGUCCCAUCUGCAUUUGGCCCAAAACAUGAGGGAGGAAGCAAAGAAAUUAGAAGACUUCAGAGAGAAACAGAAAGAGGCCCGGAAGAAGGUAGAACAGCAUAUGGAUGCUCUUCAUAAGCAGAAGGCCGCACAGUAUAAGAAAACAGCUGAGGCGAAGAAGACUUAUGAGCAAAAGUGUCGAGAUAAAGAGGAAGCAGAACAGAACAUGAACAGAAACGCCACCACUAGCAGUUCCAAGCAGCAAGAAAAGCUGUAUGCCAAAACACAGCAAGCCAAGCAGACGGCAGAGGAAGCCGACAGGAUAUAUAGUCAGAAUGUGUCCUUGCUGGGGAAGAUGAGAGAGGAGUGGCUGAACGAGCAUGUCAAAGCCUGCGAGUUUUUUGAGAAACAGGAAGUGGAGAGGAUCAGCACCCUGAGAAACGUUGUGUGGACCCAUCUCAACCAUCUCUCCCAGCAGUGUGUCACCAGCGAUGAGCUCUAUGAGGAAGUGAGGAAGUCACUGGAGCAAUGUAACGUUCAAGAAGACAUCGAGCAUUUUGUCAACCUCAGAAGAACUGGAGACAAGCCACCAGCAUCUGUUCCAUAUGAGAACUUCUACAAUAAUCAGAGAUCAGCUCCCAUUCGUUCACUUCCCACAGCUGGCAGGAGAGCAGCAGCACCUCCACCACCAACUGCAGAAAAUGAUCCUUUAUACUCAACCGUAGCAGAACCAGGAUACAGCCUAAUACGAUAUUAAUAAGAUCGUGACUCGUCUUUGCAAGCCCUUCUGCUGCUCAGUAGGAAUAUUGUGAAGGCAUUUGUUACAUUUUUCAUCAAGGGUUGAAAAGCACAUUGUUUACCCUCUAAUGCUGUUGCCAGCUUCCUCAUACCAUGUGGUGAGAAUAUAUUGUAGCCUGGCAUGAAGUGUUUCCCUGUCUCUGUAUAAAAAAACAUUGUUAACUUGCUAACCUAAAAUUCACCCAUGCAAACACAGUGAGUUUUGACACUAUUACAUAGUCAUAAAAAGUUGAAUCCUGAAGUUCUCACUACACUGAUAACAUCAACAAACAAUGUUGGAUAAAUAUUUGUAUUUUAUUUACUGUAAAUUUUUGCACCACUAGUGGCAUCAAAUGGAAUUGCAAUGUGUUUGAACAGCCUUAUUGGGCUCAACCAAUGGGGUGAGUUCGGAGGCGGGGCUACCCGUUUGGCCAACCAAUGGAAAACAGGAAAGGACAGUUCUUUUGUCAUUAUUUUUUAAAAUUCAGUUUGGUGUAGCUAGUGGUCCAGAAAUUACACACUUUGCAUUUUAAAUCAGCUUUUUAUAAAGGCCACAAAAAUAUAAUUUAUUUCUAGGGUAAAAUUCUACACACUGUCAAUACAGAGUCCUGCAUCACUGGAUUUAUUGCUUCAAUAAAUGUACUGUAUAUACGAUUUCA